ACUGGGUAUAUCACUGUUAUCAGUACAAGUACAGUUAUACGUGAAAAUAAACAGUGGAAGUCUACAUCUCGUUGCGUUUACCGUUUGUCAAAUCUCGUCCAACGAUUGGAAAAUUGCGGUGUGACACGUGUCAAUGAAUGAUCCUUGAAACUAAAAUUAAAAGACGAGUUUUCGCACUAAUUUCUAUUUCAUUGUGUAAGAUAAAUAUUUAGAAAUUGCCGUGAUGAGUUUACCGGCUGCUCUACCAUGUGUUUUGUUGUCGAGCAAUGAUGUUCCUGCUCCCGGUAUCGAUUUGCUUCGCACAAAAUGUGACGUCACUAUUAUACCAGCUAGUAUAAGCACUCGAGAACAAAUGUUGCAAGCUCUUCCUGGACAUGACGCUGUAUUUUUAGCUAGCCAUCAUAUUGUCAACAGCGAGUUCCUCGAUGUCGCUGGACCAAAUUUAAAAGUCGUGUCGACAAUGUCGGCUGGGUAUGAUCAUUUAGAUGUUCCAGAAAUUAAAAGGAGAGGAAUCAAAGUUGGUCACACACCGAUGGUGCUAUCCGCUGCAGUGGCGGAAAUUGCUGUGCUCUUAAUGUUAUCCGCGGCGAGACGCGUUCAUGAGGGUCGCAUGAAAUUGGAAGAAGGCGAGUCAAAAUCGAGACCACAAUGGUUGCUGGGACAAGAUUUACAAGGUUCUACAGUUGGCAUCUUUGGCCUAGGAAAUAUUGGCCAAGCAAUAGUUAAACGAUUAAUGGGGUUCGAAGUAGGGCGUUUCAUUUAUACCGGACAUUCGCGCAAGAAAGCAGGUGAUGAACUUGGGGCAACGUUUGUAUCUCUGAAUGAGCUUCUAGAACAGAGUGAUUUUAUCGUAAUCUCAGCAACUCUAAAUAACGAAACUCGAGGACUUUUUGAUGACAAUACUUUUGAUAAGAUGAAGAAAACAGCCAUCUUCGUAAAUGUAUCUCGUGGUCAAAUUGUCAAUACCGAUUCACUUGUGAGAGCUCUUCGUAAUAAGAAGAUAUUCGCUGCCGGAUUAGACGUUACCGAACCAGAACCGCUACCACCGGGACAUGAACUUUUAAAACUACCUAAUGUCGCAAUUACGCCACACAUAGGUAGCGCGACAAUCAAGACCCGUAACGAUAUGUCGAUAAUCGCUGCGCAAAACAUUCUUAAUGGCCUUGAGGAUAAGCCUUUGGUUUACCCUUUAUAGCAACUCACUUUUCUUGUGUUAUACAUUUCUUACAUUUAUUAAUUUAAUAACUUAAAAAUAUUACUAAAAAUGUAUGAUCAUUCAUGAUGUAACAAGAUCCUCUUCGAUUCUUCAAAUUACACAAAUAUAAUCACUCGACAAAUCCUAA
Molecule: messenger RNA, 1343 nt
Organism: Trachymyrmex cornetzi
Lineage: Eukaryota; Metazoa; Arthropoda; Insecta; Hymenoptera; Formicidae
Product: glyoxylate reductase/hydroxypyruvate reductase
Exons: 7
Coding region: 224-1195 (323 amino acids)
Cellular component (GO): cytosol
Molecular function (GO): hydroxypyruvate reductase (NADH) activity; glyoxylate reductase (NADPH) activity; NAD binding
Source: RefSeq, a predicted model, not a curated record